Messenger RNA from Callorhinchus milii (elephant shark), 3438 nucleotides. RefSeq names its product transport and golgi organization 6 homolog (Drosophila) (gene tango6). The transcript is spliced from 18 exons. The coding region runs from base 23 to 3238 and encodes 1071 amino acids. The record is from RefSeq and is a predicted model, not a curated record. Lineage: Eukaryota; Metazoa; Chordata; Chondrichthyes; Chimaeriformes; Callorhinchidae. Gene Ontology annotation, biological process: protein secretion.
GUGGCGCAGCGCAGUGACGCGGAUGAUGGCGGCUUUGGUAGCGGCAACUGAGGCUCUGAGAGAGUUGGUCACCUGCGGCGAGAGCUGCCAAGUCUCCGCACAGGACACUGAGGCGGGGGCUGUGCUUCUCAUGCUGUCUCACAACCUGUUGCUGUUGAGGGAGAAGCUGGAGCAGGAUCCGGGCUACACGGAGCUUAGCCGGCUCCGGGGGCAGCUUGUGCCGCGAUUACGCUGGUGGCUGGAGUCGCAGGAUGUCGUGUGGAUGUUUGUUUCGGAGACACUGCUGCUUCUCUUGUGUUUGAAGCAGACGAUGAUUGAUCUGUUAGCGUCAUUCUCCCCUCCAAAGCCAAACCCCAGGAGCCCAGAGUGUGCACCGGCACUCUCGCCAGACACCCUGAGCAUCGCACAACAGAGGACUGUCCAAGCUGCACUGCAGUUCAUCAUCAGCCUUGGAAUCUGCCCCUAUCUCCUCUCUGGAGUUGGGACACCUCUUGCCUGCAGAUCGGUGUUUGCAGCAAUGGUUGAGAAGGUGAUCAGCUAUUCUGUGCCGCCCAGCGGGAGCCGCAGGCUACACACAUGUGUCACCGUGCUGUUGGACAUUGCUGAGCACCAUUCUCUCGGAAACAUGCUCCUCACACGGCACCUUGGGGAUGUGAUUGCUGGCCUUUGCCAACUGGGAUAUUCUCCACACAGGAGUCGGAUGGGGCCGGUCUCACCAGAGGAUCCCCGAGGGAGCAGUGAGCUGCCAAAGGAGCUGAUGGCUGAGGAGUGUCAGCGGUGUCAGGAGUUUCUUCGGCAGCUGCUGGAUCGUGUGUACCAGCCCCUCGUGGUCAGGCAACUGUUGCUGCUGCAGGGAGGAGCCAAGCAGGUUGCUGCACCGAACAGCGGGAAAUCCCAGCGACACCCUGCAGCCCCACGAUGGCUGCGGGUCCUGUGUGGGCAGCUGCUCUCUCAGAGGCUGAUGAAACCUCAUGGUGUCCAGGCGGUUGUCCGAGGGAUUUUGGAAGGAGCUGGAGCUGGAGGCCAAUGUGCAGAUGUGGUUGAUGCUGAUUGGAAGCAAUAUGAGAGUGUUGCACGGAUCCUCGCAGCAUGUCCUCAGCAGUGUCUGUCCAUUGAAGAAUACUACAGUCACGUGUGUCCUCAGGUCCUGGAGAUGCUGAACAUCAAAGAUAAACUUACUGCUCGUCAGUUUGAGAAAGUGGCCACGAGGUCAGCGCUUUCCCUGCUGAGCGAGCAGCCAGGCCUGGCUGACAAGUACUUGCUUACACCCCUGUUCAGCCCCCUGCACCUCUGCCUGGAGCCCACAGAGGUGCUGUCAGGAGAUCAGCCACUCGGAGCCCGGCUUGUGGAGGAGGGAGAUCUCAGCAGGUCCGUUGAGAAUAUAUAUAAGUUGUGUGUGGUUGGCAAUGAUGCAGAUGCCAUGCUGCUGAAAUCACUGCAAUCGGUGAUUUGUGUCAUCUUCCAUCUUUACUGUUUCACAAAACAAGGCGUCUCCUACUUACGCUCUCUAUCACAGGAGAUCGUGUUGUGGUUGAUGCAGCAAUUGGAGCCACACAGGGCAGUGUGGGUGUUACAACAGCUCGCAGGGCUGACUCCUGCUCCCAGCUCAGCCCUUAUCCCGGGCUUCCAUCCACAGUACUGCUUCAAACCGGGCAGCCAGGGAGGUGUCAGGCUCUCUGUGAAGGAGGUUUCCGGUGAAGCUGACGAGGUUCUGUAUGAGAAGCUUCACUGGGAGCAAUGGCGGCUCGAAUGCCUGGGGGACAUCCUAAGCUGCCUGCCUCAGAAGGGCGGCGUCGCCGGAGACUUCUUCCUCCAGUGUUUGAAGGGCCUGGUGAGCCUGGGAGAGGAUGGCGACUGCCAUCCUGCAUCAGGAUCUCAGCCGCUCCUGGACCCCAGUGACAGGGAGUCUCAGCAGCUGCUCACUCUGCAGCUUGUAGCUGUGCUGAGUGAGCGACUGGGUCCCACGGUGCUGAGCAACACUGUGCAGCUGAUGGAGUUUGUUGGGGCUGUGCUACAGCGAGUCUGUGCUGAUCUCACUGGCCGAGACAUGGACACUGUGGAGACCGAGACGCUGAGUGUGGCAUUGGGGCUGAUCGCAGCCAUGCUGGGAGGAGGAGUGCAGUUUGCUCAGGCUGACUAUGAAGCUAUGGAGGUGCUGCUCGCCCCGCUGGAGCAGAUCAGUGUGGCACACAGGGACCCCAGCACACAGCAACUGGCCGCAGAGUUACGCAUUACAAUCGCCACCCACGGAGCCAUCACCCGACCAUCACACAUUGCUGCGGGGAGCAGACAUGGCACCAGAGGCCACCAUGGCUCAGAGUUGGACAUGACAUCGACCAAGUUUAAUAAUCUCCAGGAAUGUGGUCCAGGAGAAGGCACAGUGCCUGAGCCUAGGCCACUGACCCCGUCUACACACAUGGUGGAUCACACACAGUCUGGGAAUCCUCCCAACAAUUUCCACCAGGUUCUGCAAGCGGCCUGUGACCCUGAGGUGCCCACCAGGGUGGCUGCUCUCCGCACCCUCACACAAACCAUCAAACACAGGAGCCAGGAAGCUUUGAAUCACUGGGAACAGCUUCUGACGGUUUUCCUGGACAAUCUGGGGCACGAAGACUCGUUUGUUUAUUUAACUGCUAUUCAAGGUCUAGAGGUGCUGUCAGACUCCGCUCCUGACCACAUGCUGCUGCACUUGCUACGAGAAUACCAGAGCACGUCACUGCGAGAACAAACAGCAGGAAGUGUGGACAGGAGGAUGAAGAUGGGAGAGGUACUGAUGCGAGUCACAAGGGCAUUAGGCGCAGUUGCCCCUCAUUACCGGGACCCCCUGAUCCAGGCCUUUCUGAUUGGGAGCCGAGAUGCUGACAGCACGAUGAGAGCCAGCAGCCUGUCUAAUCUGGGCGAGCUCUGCCAGAGGCUGCACUUUGCUCUCGGGCCUGUUAUACAUGAGGUUGUGGCUUGCCUUUCUGCCAUUGUGAAGACAGAGCAGGAGGCUGAGGUGCGACGUGCUGCAGUGCAUGUGGUGACACUCCUGUUGCGGGGACUCAGUGAGAAAGCACUGCAGGUGCUGAGUGACGUGCUGCGGGAUCUCUAUCGUUUGCUGAAGUUUGUGCUGAGGACAGAGAUGGACGAGGUCACCGUGUUACAUGCUCAGCUCGCGCUGCAGGAGAUGGACGAUGUUAUCAGGAAGUUUCUAUUCCCAGAUCAAAAACUGGAGAAAAAAAUUAUGGUUCUUCCAUGAUUUAAAAAUUCCUGGAGGGGUAUUAAUGAGAGUGUUUGCGGGAUAGAGUUACCAAGGGUGGGGGCUGAGGGGGGCUCGAGAGGGGGGAACGAGGGAGGUGACAAUUGGGGGAGAAAAAUGUGGUUCUCACCCUCUCUGGGUUGGAGGCAUCAAGUCAACAAAAAAUUAUUUUUCAUAAAAAGAUAUUUUAGUAAAUACAA